UCCCCAGAAAGGUCACCUGCCCUCAGUCCCCAGAAAGGUCGCCUGCCCUCAGUCCCCAGAAAGGUCGCCUGCCCUCAGUCCCCAGAAAGGUCGCCUGCCCUCAGUCCCCAGAAAGGUCGCCUGCCCUCAGUCCCCAGAAAGGUCGCCUGCCCUCAGUCCCCAGAAAGGUCGCCUGCCCUCAGUCCCCAGAAAGGUCGCCUGCCCUCAGCCCCCAGAAAGGUCGCCUGCCCUCAGCCCCCAGAAAGGUCGCCUGCCCUCAGCCCCCAGAAAGGUCGCCUGCCCUCAGCCCCCAGAAAGGUCGCCUGCCCUCAGCCCCCAGAAAGGUCGCCUGCCCUCAGCCCCCAGAAAGGUCGCCUGCCCUCAGCCCCAGAAAGGUCGCCUGCCCUCAGCCCCCAGAAAGGUCGCCUGCCCUCAGUCCCCAGAAAGGUCGCCUGCCCUCAGCCCCCAGAAAGGUCGCCUGCCCUCAGCCCCCAGAAAGGUCGCCUGCCCUCAGUCCCCAGAAAGGUCGCCUGCCCUCAGUCCCCAGAAAGGUCGCCUGCCCUCAGCCCCCAGAAAGGUCGCCUGUCCUCAGCCCCCAGAAAGGUCGCCUGUCCUCAGCCCCCAGAAAGGUCGCCUGUCCUCAGCCCCCAGAAAGGUCGCCUGUCCUCAGCCCCCAGAAAGGUCGCCUGCCCUCAGUCCCCAGAAAGGUCGCCUGCCCUCAGCCCCAGAAAGGUCGCCUGUCCUCAGUCCCCAGAAAGGUCGCCUGUCCUCAGCCCCCAGAAAGGUCGCCUGCCCUCAGCCCCCAGAAAGGUCGCCUGCCCUCAGCCCCCAGAAAGGUCGCCUGCCCUCAGCCCCCAGAAAGGUCGCCUGCCCUCAGCCCCCAGAAAGGUCGCCUGCCCUCAGCCCCCAGAAAGGUCGCCUGCCCUCAGCCCCCAGAAAGGUCGCCUGCCCUCAGCCCCCAGAAAGGUCGCCUGCCCUCAGCCCCCAGAAAGGUCGCCUGCCCUCAGUCCCCAUAAAGGUCGCCUGCCCUCAGUCCCCAUAAAGGUCGCCUGCCCUCAGCCCCCAGAAAGGUCGCCUGCCCUCAGCCCCAGAAAGGUCGCCUGCCCUCAGCCCCCAGAAAGGUCGCCUGCCCUCAGCCCCAGAAAGGUCGCCUGCCCUCAGCCCCCAGAAAGGUCGCCUGCCCUCAGCCCCCAGAAAGGUCGCCUGCGCUCAGCCCCCAGAAAGGUCGCCUGCGCUCAGCCCCCAGAAAGGUCGCCUGCGCUCAGCCCCCAGAAAGGUCGCCUGCGCUCAGCCUCCAGAAAGGUCGCCUGCGCUCAGCCUCCAGAAAGGUCGCCUGCGCUCAGCCUCCAGAAAGGUCGCCUGCGCUCAGCCUCCAGAAAGGUCGCCUGCGCUCAGCCUCCAGAAAGGUCGCCUGCGCUCAGCCUCCAGAAAGGUCGCCUGCGCUCAGCCUCCAGAAAGGUCGCCUGCGCUCAGCCUCCAGAAAGGUCGCCUGCGCUCAGCCUCCAGAAAGGUCGCCUGUGCUCAGCCUCCAGAAAGGUCGCCUGUGCUCAGCCUCCAGAAAGGUCGCCUGUGCUCAGCCUCCAGAAAGGUCGCCUGUGCUCAGCCUCCAGAAAGGUCGCCUGUGCUCAGCCUCCAGAAAGGUCGCCUGUGCUCAGCCUCCAGAAAGGUCGCCUGUGCUCAGCCUCCAGAAAGGUCGCCUGUGCUCAGCCUCCAGAAAGGUCGCCUGUGCUCAGCCUCCAGAAAGGUCGCCUGUGCUCAGCCUCCAGAAAGGUCGCCUGUGCUCAGCCUCCAGAAAGGUCGCCUGUGCUCAGCCUCCAGAAAGGUCACCUGUGCUCAGCCUCCAGAAAGGUCACCUGUGCUCAGCCUCCAGAAAGGUCACCUGUGCUCAGCCUCCAGAAAGGUCACCUGUGCUCAGCCUCCAGAAAGGUCACCUGUGCUCAGCCUCCAGAAAGGUCACCUGUGCUCAGCCUCCAGAAAGGUCACCUGUGCUCAGCCUCCAGAAAGGUCACCUGUGCUCAGCCUCCAGAAAGGUCACCUGUGCUCAGCCUCCAGAAAGGUCACCUGUGCUCAGCCUCCAGAAAGGUCACCUGUGCUCAGCCUCCAGAAAGGUCACCUGUGCUCAGCCUCCAGAAAGGUCACCUGUGCUCAGCCUCCAGAAAGGUCACCUGUUCUCAGCCUCCAGAAAGGUCACGUCGCGUUAGACGUCGAAGACAAACAUUUGUAGACAUCACACACAAUUAA
This is a messenger RNA of Procambarus clarkii (red swamp crayfish), 2220 nucleotides long. NCBI's taxonomy places the organism in Eukaryota, Metazoa, Arthropoda, Malacostraca, Decapoda, Cambaridae. The record is from RefSeq and is a predicted model, not a curated record.